GCACCACAGCAGCAUGCCGGCCGUCGAGAAGCCUGCGUCGUCGUGGCUGGGCCGCGAGCUGCUCUUCGUCGGCGCCCUCGUCUUCAUGCACGCGGCGUGGAGCGUGUACGAGAACGUGGCGGUGCGCAAGAGUCUGGGUCUGGAGAGCGCAGCGGUGCCAAUUGAUAUGACAAUCGAGGCUGUGGUGGCUCUGCUCCUCAUCGCGGGUGGACUCAUGCUUGGCUCAGCGCCGCUGCGCGAGAUUACCUGGGCGAGCGAGUAUCGAUCACGCACCAUUGCCGACGUCGACGCGCGGAGCAGCUUCGCCACGCUCAACCAUCGAGGACCGGCGAUCUUUGGCGCGGCUUAGGCGAG
Molecule: messenger RNA, 354 nt
Organism: Tilletiopsis washingtonensis
Lineage: Eukaryota; Fungi; Basidiomycota; Exobasidiomycetes; Entylomatales
Exons: 4
Coding region: 14-349 (111 amino acids)
Biological process (GO): protein folding in endoplasmic reticulum
Cellular component (GO): EMC complex
Source: RefSeq, a predicted model, not a curated record